AUGACGGACAGCCGAUGCGUCUGUCCUCGGUGUCUUCAUCCGUCGUGUCCUCUGCCGCACGCCGAGCCACCCUACGACGAGGUCAGCCACGAAAUCGAUAACAACUUCAUAUCCGUGAAAGUGCCAAAAAACAGGGGGAAAUUCGAGCCCGAGAGCAUCGAGCGGCAAGAGGACAGACUCAGCUUCGACUUUAAUUGCGCAGAUCCCCAAGGUGAGAAAUGCAAGAUAGGCUGCACGAAAGUGCACGUAAUACCGCAACAGUGCCCACCAGCGAAAAGACCCGAGGAGGAGAUGUUCUCGUUGAAGACUAGAAGGCACAUUAUGCCCAACGAUAAUCUGAAGAACACUCUGGAGAUUGAAUUCAAGGCGGCACGAAAUUAUGUUCCUCUGCCGGAGCCUGGGCCAGCUCCUCCCAUAAUUGUACCAAAGCAGCGUAUUAGGAGAAAGAGAAAAGGCAAGGGCAAGCGUAAGAGGAAGGAGUAAGAGAAGGCUUGCAACACGCACGAGUGUUAAAAGGGACAAAGAUAAAAAACUAGAGAGGAGGAGACGGACGAUUCAUCUCCUUAGGCGGAAUACGUUUCAGCGGGAAAUCGGCACUCUUUAGGGAUUCACGAGUGACACGAAGCUAAAGGCUACGAGGCUGGAAGACCGGGAGACCGAAUAAUGAAACGAUAAAUCACUAGCAUUAUAUUCUUGCGUCGUCUUGGAGGACGAUAAAUCAUAUCGCGUACCGAAGGCGUACGAACGCGCGUCCUUGGUAUUAAACGUUUUCGGAGCCAUUGUUUUCCACGUUGGGCGACCGACGUCUUUUCCACCUGUCUUCCGUUU
Frieseomelitta varia is the source of this 828-nucleotide messenger RNA. RefSeq lists its product as uncharacterized. The transcript has 3 exons. Lineage: Eukaryota; Metazoa; Arthropoda; Insecta; Hymenoptera; Apidae. The coding region runs from base 1 to 483 and encodes 160 amino acids. The record is from RefSeq and is a predicted model, not a curated record.